UGGUUUCAAAAGGUGAAGAGAAGCUGGGAAGUAGGAAGGAGGAAGCAUUUUUUGCUGCAGGUCUGAGAAAGGGCAGGCUGGCAUGGAGAAAGAGAAGUUCCAGCAGAAGGCUCUGAAGCAAACUAAGCAGAAGAAAUCCAAGUCGGCUGAAUUUCUGAUGGUAAAAGAAGAGAGAGCAGCAACAGAAGGCAUUGAAAAUCCAGCUUUUAACAUCAGCAGCACAGAUCUUUCAGCCUAUCAGCCUUCAGAAGAGAAAGUUAUUAGACAUGACAAGCCAGAUAGCACCCUUGCAGCUCACCAACAAAAACUCGGGCUGCAAGCCCAUGCUGAACCAAGAGGAAAUGAAUACAGCAGAAAUUACUUUGACCCAUUGAUGGGUGAGGAAAUAAACCCAAGGCAGUGUGGGAUGGAGGUCAGUGAGGAAGAUCCUGUGAAAUUUGAUGAGCAAAUCCUUUACUCUAAACUGAUGAAGCUUCUAGAUGAAGAAAACAAGAUGCUGGACUUCCAAGCCCGCGUUGUCAGUGAAGAUUUUCCGGACGCUGUAACGCCUGUCAGCUCCAGUAAGGCAUGUGACCUUCACAGGGAGCUUGAAGAUGAAGAGAUUCCUUCAUAUAUCGAACAGUUUGAGAGAGAUGUUCAGAAUGACAUAAUUCUGCUUGGCAGCUUUUCACUGGAACAGCACAAGGGAGCUUCUCACCACAAGAAACAAAAGUGGAGAGCCAGGAUUCAUGAACUCUUUCAAAGAGUAGGAAAUCAGCUACUGAAAACAGAGCAGAGUGGAAUUGAAGAAGAAAUGGUAGCUAGCUUUGGUAACCUUACAGAUGUGAAUACUGGAUUAAAUGGAGCAGCAGGACCUCGUGGGAAGGUUGACUGCUCCAAGAUGCCACAGCCACUAGAAAUUCACCUCAGAUGCCUGAGGGGAGUCAAAGAUAAGGUCCCUAAAGGCCUCUACAGUCUCAAAGUUUCUGUCCUCAGCCGCUUAGGUGGUGCCUUGGUGGAGUGGCCUGAACUGGAGGAGCAGCCUCAGGCCAGGAUGACACGGCCUGUUAGUCAUGGUGGAAACUUCUACAACACUGAAAUCUACUUUGGACAAAGUAUCCAGACAGUUCUACCAGAUAGAAAAGCUGUGAAACUAGGCAUGGUACUCCUCUUUGAACUCUUCCUUCUUCGUGGCACCUAUACCUGGAUUGAUCGAGAAGUGGGAUGGGGAGCUUUUCCCUUAUGUGAUAGCAAUCUUAAUGCUUUGGAGGGAAAAUUUAAAUGUCCCUUCCUCAGAGGACAUUAUGACUCCAGAAUUGACCGAUUCAAAAAAAUUGAAAAUUUUAUUUCUCAGGACUUGGAUCAUUGGUUAUGCAAUCUCUACUUUCAGAUAAUUAAACUACCACAGGAUUCAGAUAAGUGGAAUAAGCAUGGUAUGCAUGUUCAUCUGCCACCUGAACUUCUUAUGUAUUCAAGCACUGCUGAAAAGAAUGGUGUCUCAGAAAGUGUUGUACAGUCUGGACCACAAGGGCAACCUCUGACCUCCCCAAAAGAUCCUGACACCCAUAAGGGAAGUAUUCCCACUGUUGUAAAGGAAGUGGAAAAGCAGUUUAAUGCUGCGAAAGGAGGAGAAGCGUGUGUGUCAGAAGAAGCUGUGAGGAAAAGAGAAGAGCUUAAAAUGCUUCCAGCAGAGGAUUACCAAGAUUGCCGUGGCAAUGCAGACAAGCACUGUGGCUCGUUUUGGCUGAAGGAGGUCCAAGAAGGACAUCACAAGGUCAGCAGGAAUAACCCACCUGACCAAUGCUGCGAAUUAAAAUCGGGUUCAGAGAACAAUGCAAGCCAAGAAGAAGGGAAAACAUCUGAAGAGAGCAAUUUUUAUUUGGAAGACUUGGAGAAAUAUACAUUUUCUGUGUGCUGCCGCUCUGCUGCUGCUGCUGAUGUGAAGCUGUCCAGGCAGGUUGUGGAGAGUUUCCAUUUCGUGGUGUACACGGCCUUUUCAGAGCUGGGAGCCACACGCUGGCGCUCCAGGGACUUCUGGCUGCUUGCACUGCUGGUGGUUGUGCUUUGGUUCCUGAGACUUUACCUGCAUUAUUUGAGCCAGUGGCUCUUCCUUUGGACCAUCUCAGUUCCUGUUGCAAAAUUCCAGCUCUUCCCUCACACUGUGGAACUCUGCUACCAGAACUCCUUGCUGCACACCAGUGAAGAGUUGGCCAUGGUUGUGGUGGGACCCCUAACCUUGAACGCAGGGCUGCUUCUCAUGGUCCUCAUCAGAUGGGGCUGUCAGCAGCUGUUUGACUCAUUCCCUCCCUUCUUGUCAAAGUUUAUCAUAGCUAUGGGACUAUGGACAGUGCUGGACCCCUUGGCAGUGUUUGUAGUGGAUUCAUUCCUGGGGCGAUUUGGGAACAGCGUAGAGAAACCCAUUGCUGAUGCUGCAAAACUCUCCUGGGUGUUUCUAAGAGCUGGGGAGUCAGGAGUUCCUGGUGCCUUAAUCACAGUGAUGCUUUAUAUCAUCCUGUUCAUGAUCUCAUCCACAUUGUUGUACCUGUAUUUUUUAAGGCUACAUAGCGAAGGUUGGCUGUUGGAUGUAUUUCGACGCAUCCAUGCUGAGGAAGGCACAUUCUUUGUUCCACUGGACUUGGAGAUUUCCAUCCAGGAGCUGAGCUACAUUAUAAAGAGGGCUGAGCAGUGGAGAGGAAUCAAUGGUGAAAGACGGAUGGUGGCAGUGUCUGAUUACAUCUGGAAGGACCUCGCCAGCCAGCCGGGUGGCUCCAGCUGUGACCUCCAGCGCCAGCAUGAAAUGCCCCACGCCGCAGCCAUCUGGGAAGGCAGCACCACUGUCCACGUCUGUGUCUACACGGUUCACCUCAGCGGCUUCCAGGAGCUCCACAGGCGCUUCCUCAGGCUGCCUGAUGGGGCUAUCAUCGAGGCAUUUGGUGAUGUUGGUGAGGAAAGCCUUUUGUGUAAAGUGAGCACAGACCAGGAGCGUAAAAGGGAAAAGUACAGUGUGCUGAGUGCAUCUACAUGUAUCAAGCUGAGGGAGAGGAAAAAGAGUACAGCAAGGUGGAAAGGAAAUCGCAUUGUCCCUGACAAGAGCUAGUUUCUGCAGUAACACAUGGCCUGUGGAGUUGUUUACAUCGUGAUCCACAUCCAUGGUAUGGCUACUGUCUGAUGGGAUUUAUGUUUCUGAUGGCUGCAUUUCUGCCCAUGCAGCGUUGUCCUGCGAAUGCUCCCUUUGUAGCUCUUCUGUGGCUUCAACAAGCUGUGCAGUGUGGUGAAUUCACAGGAUCAGAUCACAGACUGGAUCAUGAAAACAUAAUUAUUUCAUGUGACUUUUUCUCCCUUCACAGUUGUGGGACAUUGCUAGAUUUCUCAGGUUUGCUUGUUUCUCCUUUUUCAGCUUUGCUUGUGCAUGUUAGCUGCAGUGGAGAAAAUGUUGCUGAUUUGUCUUUCAGGUUUCAUGACUAAAACAUUAACAAUUUUCAGUAAUUAUUCCAAGUGCAAUGCUAUUGUAAUUGCAAGACUGUGACAACACCCAGAAGAGGAGCAAUGAUGACUUCAUCCACCAGUUAGCCAAAUCCCAACAUGCUGCAAAACUUAAAAGAUCCGAGAAACCAUUUUUUCUGAAGCAUUUGUGGUGGCCAUAUCCUGCUUUCCUGUGAGCUACAGCAGCUUAAAGCAUCCUGGAGUUUAUGUUCAUGCUUUCUUAGAAGUAUUGAAGUUAGAACCCGUCAGUUCUCUUUAGUUAGAACCAGUCAGUGCAUAUUCUAUUUGCCUCCAUACAAAUGUUUCAGAAAUUGUCCAUGCCUCAAAGGCAAGAACUAUGAGAGACAACAGAAGAGAGUGGGAAGGGAAACACAGGCAAGAAAGAUGAAAUAAUUUGUGCAAGGCCAUCUAAGUCAGAGACAAAUAGGAGAAAUACAGGGCAAACUGCCAGCAUCCUGAUUCAGUCUUCCCUUUUUGUCCUGAAAAUGAAGCUAGAAACUGGAAGAAACUUACCUUACUGCUAUUUUGAAUAGUUUAUGUAGAAUUCUGUAGUCAAGGUAGUAAUCAGUGACAUUUUUUUAGCAUGUUAUGAUUUUCUGGUGUCUCCUUGUUCACACUGAUAUGGUAAAAGUUUUUUCAGAUGCAUUUAUCUUUGUAAGAUCUUACUCAGUAUUUUGAGCAUCAUUGAUUAAUAGCACUACUUAAAUCUAUAGUUCUCAUCCACCUGCAUAAACAUUAAAUUACAUUAGGUAGUAACCUAAAGGUUUAAAUGUCACUUCUGAGCACAGUUUUAGUUUGGGAAUACAAGGUUUGGUUUCCACCUUGUUACUUGUUUUUUUUUUUUCUUUUUUUUCCAGUUUAUUUGUGUGGGUGUGCAUAUGUCUAUGGAUAUUUUAUGGCUUAUGCCCAGGCAGAAAUGGUGUUAAAAAACUUCUGAAUAUCUACAAGAAUUGAUGUGUUUUUUGUGGCUUUUUUUUUGCAUAAGAUAUUACUUGGAUUACUUCUCUCUGUCAUAACUGGAAUAAAAUUGCCUUUUAAUGUUUGCUUUGCCUGUUGACACUUUAAACUUUUCUACAUAACUUUGGAAAAGAAACUAGCUGAAGAGAAACCAUCCAGUAACCUAUUGCAGUUUCUGGGUGACAGUACCAAGAUGCUUUGGGCAGUAUCUUACUAUGUGCAUCUUCCUGGCCUCGGUUUUGCCUUUCAGCAUGACUGACUAUAAUGGUAAAAUCCCUUUGGCCAGUAUUAUACCCUGAGUUUCUCACCACUGAGUUAAGAUAUCCCAGUCUGGUUCUGUGAGAUUUUAACUUCAGUGUUCUUAAUACAGUGUUGGAAUUUAGUCUGAUGGUGGACUGACUUUAUGUGUGGAACCACCAUAGCUUAAGUUCUGAUAGGACUGUGUUGAUUUUUCUGACAAAUGUGGAUCUAGUACUGAAACUUUGUUCAGCAUGAAGGACUUGACUGACCACUUUUAUUCCUCCAGUUAUAUUGGAAUGUCUCCACUGACUUUCAUUUGAUAUAGGUUGUACAAUUCUGUACAUUACAUAUUUGUGAAAGUUGAAUUUAAGGUAUGUUUAAAUAUUAGACAAAUUUACCUUAUUUUUUUAAUGUAGCAUCCUACCUAUUAAUUUUGUUUUGAUUACUUGCAUCUUAUGAGUUUCCAUGUUUGUUGGUCAAUGUGCAGUGGGUGGCGUUGGCUUUGAAAUUGUUUUCUGAAGUGCUCUUAUCAGCCGCAUCAUCCAUAAUGCUCAGUUGUAGUUGGAUAGUAAUUGCCUGUCUUUGCAGUGUUCCUUUGCAACAAUUUUCUCCUGUGUAGCUAUAUAUAUGUAGUCAUUACUGAAAAGUGUAAAUAAAGAAUCCUUUUAGUGGUGUAGUUUCCCUGGGUACCUACUGUGCUCUUAUUAUCUAAAACAUACUCCCCAUCUGUAGUUCUGUUCUAUUAAAGGAUAAAGACAUAACUAUGAAUUAAAAAUUAAAAUGCUUGUUGUAGAUUGGAGAGCAGGAUCUAUUAGAAUAUAUCUGGUGCUAGGCUUCCAGUACAGUAGAUAGAUUACACUGAGCACCAGUUAAGCAAGGGGAUGAAAAAUGAGUGAUUUUCAUCAUUCAGUUAAAUAUAGUGCUAAGUGGUAUGUGCUAGCAUUAAAAGCAAAUUACUUAGCACUUCACCAAUCACAGCAUGAGAGCAUUCCAUUGGAAACAGUAUUUUCAGUGAUGCUCAGUCCUCAGUUUUAUUAAA
Molecule: messenger RNA, 5698 nt
Organism: Zonotrichia albicollis (white-throated sparrow)
Lineage: Eukaryota; Metazoa; Chordata; Aves; Passeriformes; Passerellidae
Source: RefSeq, a predicted model, not a curated record